AUGUUUAGAUUUAGCCUUUCGAAUCUGUAUAGGAGACUGACUGCAGGAAUGAUAAAAGAAUGCGUAAUAAAUAGGCUGAAUGGAUAUCUGGAGGGAAAGGUGGCUAGGCUGGCACCUGACCAAGUGACAUAUAAUCUGCUGCAUGGUAUAAUUAUAGCAGAGGAUAUUUGUUUGGAAGGAGAAUAUAUUAGUGGUAUAUUAGGAGUUCGUGUGGAAAAGUGUCAGAUUGGCUGUAUUAUUCUUAGGAGUAAUUGGCACCACCCAGAUAAGUCAUUGGAGUUAGUCGUGUCUGAUGUAAAAUUAAAGGUAAAUGCAACAGAGUGCAUGUGCGAAUACUCUAAGUCAUGCAUGAAGUGCCUGAAAAAAGAAGAAGUUCUUGUGGCAGGUGCAAUAAAAAGUAUGCUCACAAAGGUAUUUUCAGGUGCAAUUUCAUCUGCCACAUCAAAGAUGCAUAUUACCAUGGAGUCAAUUGAGGUGCAGGUUUUAUUCAGUAAGACAGUCGCUGUGUUCAUGAAGGCCCUGGAAAUAACAAAAAACAGCAAAGAGUAUUUGAUUAAGGCAGAGACAAAAUCAGUUACAGCAGCAGGAAUUAGUGCAGAUAAAAGUACAGUUACACUGGAUAUAUCACCAGGCCAUGCUAAUAUCAGUGCUGUCACAGGGACACUUUGCAUUGCCUCAGAAGAACUCAGCCCAGAAGAUGUGGCUGGCAUGCUUCACAUGAUAAAAUACUUCACAGAGACAGAGAACAAAGGAGAAAGUACAGAAGUACAGAUAGACUUAGCAGCAGAAGUUACUGUAUCAGAUAUUGAAGAAUUAAAUGAGACAGUACUUUCCUGUAAGAAGGCCCUACUGACUGUCACUAAGGAAGGAAUAUUAAAGGGAAAUAUUUCACUCUCCAUGGGGCACAGUGGAACAGAAGUCUUCAUGUGCAAGAAAGUGAAGGUUUUGAUCAAUCACCCAGAGGAGAUCCAUGGGACAAAAACCAUUAGGAUGCAUGUACCUAGUGCAUGCGCGAAUAUUUCAAUGGAUUUGGUAGAAGGCCUAGAGAAGUUGCACAGAAGAAUAAGCAAAUCCUUCAGUCUUCCAGCAGAAGAAAAAGAAAGAUCAUUAACCUGUGUGAUUACAAUAGGGCGUGCUUUAAUGAAUUUAAGCAUAAAUCAUUCUGAUAUAGGUAUUUCCACUAGAAAAGCAAUACUUCUCCUGGGAAAAGAAGAGAUAAUUAUGUGGCUCCAAGGAAAAUGCAUAUUAAAGAAUAGACUUGUGGCUACUUCCAUUCCGCAAGUAAGUGCAGAUAUCACCAUGCACGGAAAAUACUUGAAAGAGUUUUCCAUAGAGACAUUGAAUUCAGCAAUCUCAGAGUCCAUUGCAGAGACAGGCGUAGUAGUAUCCCUCUGUCUGCAAAGUAUAAUGAAAUAUGUAGACACAAGAAUAGUUUCAUCAGAGAAAUCUAUUCGCAUGAGUGAGUCUCUUGUGGGAAUAUCUAAGUGCAAUGUGUCAGUCAUGCAGGGCGGUGAAAUGUGUAAAUUUGUGGCAACAGACGUGUCAGUUAGAAGUGAUGCUGUGACAAUAGAUAAACUUGAAGUAAAAAGGGCAGAAGAAAUGGUUCUUUCUGUCUAUCCAGUACAAAUACUUCUGUGCGACAUGCCAGACAUAAUCCUCACAAACACAGAAAUAUUCCUGCCACAUGAUGAUAUCCUGGAGGGAAUCCUUCGGGACAUAAGAACCAUUCACUUUGUCAUGCAGAAAUUAAGCAAAGGGAAGUUGCAAAAUAAUAACUGCCAGAUGGUCCAUGCGAGUGAGAAAAAAGUAAAGAACCUUUCCAUGCGAAUUACUUGCAGGAAUACAAAUAUACAAGCAGGUGGAAGAGAUCUUCCUGUCUCAGUGUGUGCAUCUAAUGUAAUCUUGCAUAUUGAUGGACCUGUGCUUACAGCAUCAUUUGCAGCUGGAAUUGUCUGCAAAAACGGAAAUCUGAAGGUUUCUUGCCAAAAGAUGCUUUACACAGAAGAUACCAGAAAUCUAACAGGAGCCAUUUCAUGCACAGGAUCAAUUGAUGUGGAUCUGUAUGUCUUCCUGAUAAACAGAGUAUUUUUCAUCCUGAAUGCAUACACAAUAAUCACAGAUUACCCAAUAUUCGGUGUCCCAAGCAUACCCAGCCUAGCAUACUUAGCAUACAAUACAGAGGAAGAGAAAACAGAAAAAACUGAAGAUGCACCAGCAGAAGCAGAGAGACUAAUUACAGCAGUAGAAACAAAAAGUGACAUAAAAACAGCAGAUGAGAUAUCGAAGGAAAUAGUCAUUAGAAUAGAGGCAGAUGCAAGCAUAUACCUUCUUAAAGGUACAUCUACCCUUUGUAAAGUAAUUAGUAAGAUGGUAUUGCAAAUGGUAAAGGGUUCACUUUACACAGGAACUAUUUCCAUCACAAAUAUUCAAGCAUGGGCAGACGGUGCCCUUCUGUGCAGUGUGCCUUUGGUGAGUGUUGAUUUCGCAAAAAUAUCACACAUUGUAAAGACAGUUGAUGUAGUAGUAGAGAGAGUUGAAGCAUCUGAUGCAAUUGGGACAUUCCUUGAUAUAUUCGGGCUACUGACAAAGGUAAACUUCACAGCAGGUGUGCCUUCUGUCCCAACCCACCUGGAUAUAAAGUGCAAAGUAUCACAGGUUAUUGUUCAGUCAGGAAGGUCUUUAAUUACAGUUACGCAAGUGGCCCUGGUUAAUGUAUAUGCACAGCUCUAUCUUAUGCUGCAUCUUGAUGGAGAGCCUGUGCUUGAGUCACCCGUCAAGGUGAGCAUCAGAAAUAGUCCAAAUGAAAUGCAAGAAAUUCACAUCUCCACAGGAGCCAUAGAAAGUACGCUUAUUGAUCAGACCAAGAGCAAGGAAAUAGUUGAUCUUCUGAAUAGACUUAAUCUAUCUAGGGCACAGAAGUAUUCGAUCCCUGGGGACUGCAUAACCCGAGUAGAAUGUCCUUUGAUAUCAGUGAAGAUGCAAAAACCCCCAAUUAAGACAGAAAUAGUACAGAUGUCCAUGGAAAUAGUCCAAUUAAGCAAAGAGCCAUCUGCUGCUGUGGAAGGAUCUGCAAUGUGCCGGAUAUUUGUGCAGCUGGAAGAUGCUCCAAUCUAUGAAGUAAUGUGCGAAACAUUCCCUAUGGAUAUUUCCAUUCAGUCACAGGUUGGCAUGGAGAAGGAAAGCACAGGUUUCUGCAGUCUGCCAUUCACAGAAGGAAAAAAGGAAGAAGCACUUAGGGUUGCCUUUAUCUCCUUUGUCACCAAGGAUAUUGUGCGAAUUCGUCUAAGCAAAAGGAUUGUUGAAGCACUGAAGCAGACAGAAAGGAAAGUGUCUACAACAAAUCUAACGAACAAAAUAAUUUCAAUAAACGGGACUGCCCUGGUUCCUUUGUCAACCACAGUGACAAAGAACAAGAAGCUAUUGAUUACAACAGAAUCACAGGAAGUUCUUUUUGAAACAAAUUCUCGUCAAGAUAAAAAAGCCGUUCAAGUCUCAAAGAAUCUUUUCCUGGGAACAUUCCGGGAGUCAGCCGUGGAAAUCAGGGGAGCCACAAACUUCAAAAAUACAACGGAUAUGCCUUUGUUCAUCCACACAAAAGAGAGCAGAAUUGUGCUCCCUGCAUUCUCAGAGUGCUCUGAUACGUCCUUUCUCAUGGAAUUUCAGGCAACCGUUGAAGAUAGUGCAGAGUCAGUGGCAGUUGCAUUCACAGUCCCAGAGAACUCAGCAUCAGAAGGGAUAGAAGUAAUUGGGUCAUACAGGAUAGAGCACAAUGAGUCAUACAUCACUGUAGUGUGCCUAUUUGAAGUGGUCUCUGGUCUGCCAAUUAUCCAUUAUUUCUUCCAUCAUGACAUCGUCAUACAGAACUUGUCUCUCUCACAGGCAUCUUUCGAGAUGAAAAUUAGUGCAAAAUCAAGCACAGAGAAGAUCAUGGGAGUAGCAAGACCUGGGGAAACAAAACAAAUAUCUGGGAAGAUGCACCCGGAGAGAGCAAAAAAGGUACGCUUAAGGAUAAAUGGAACUGCAGACUUAAUUCUGCACCCAAAUGAUUCAGCCUCUAAGGUGACUGUCUCCAAGGGAGUUCUUGCAACAAAAGAAGCAAAAAAUGUCGUUGUAAGUGGUCAGUCCGUUGAUAUUGGUAUUGUACAAGUAACAAUAUACCCGGUUCUCAUUGCCAUAAACAAGACACAGGAUGAUUUAUACCUGAAAUCUGGGAGCAGACUCUGCCGCCUUCUGCCAGAACAGCAGACAGCCGUAGUGACCUCCAAGGACAGACAUGCAAUUGUUCUGAACAGAAGUGAAAGUGUCGGGUUUAGCUCAAAGAUCCAGUACAACACGAUCUUCCUGGAUAUAAAGACAGAUUUCCAAAUGAACUAUCUGAUGAACAUCUACCAAGGACACGGGGCAAAGGAAAAGAUCAAAUAUGCCGUUGUAGAAUACGCCAGUGUAAUUGAAAAUAAGACAGGACUCUCACUAACAAUUGUGACAGACCGUGAAUUUACAUGUGGACUUGGGGAAAGAGUCCCAAUGCACUUCCCAAGGAAGAAGCUCAGCAGCUGGAUACGACUGGGUGACCCAAGGGAUGACUUAAGGGCAUCCCCAGGGAUGCACACAGAUAUCUCUGAUUAUAUUCUUGAUUUGGAAAAAUCCGUUGAUGCAAGUUAUCUUCCACUGGAGGGCCUUAAAAAGCACUUUGUCAAAUUGAACACAGCAGAAAAGGCCUUCUCCACAGCAGGAAUGCUUUCUUCCGUGAUCACAAGCAAGUCUUCCAUCUACAUGAGCAGCACAAGUUCCCUCUCUGCAAUACACGGAAUCCCAGAAGAAGCAGACCCGAAUGCACAAGCCACAAAUAAUUCAAUCCUUCUGUCAAUCACCAUCCAGACAAAUAAUGCACAAAGGGUUAUUCUAAUUGAAAAGGAAACCGUAUGGCCAUAUCUCAUCAAGAAUAUGUCACAAAAGACCAUGCAAUUCUCACAGAAAGGCCAUCCAAUUGAAUAUAUUCUGCAGCCAAAUGAAGUACUCCCUUAUUAUUGGGACAGUUUCAAGGCACAGCCUGCAUUUAACGUGCAAAUUGACGGCUGCACCCUGGAAAUAUCCACAUUCUCUGUUGUCUCCUCAGAAGGCUACAAGGCAACACUUUCAUCAGAGAGACAGAUAAAAGUUCUCACAGUCACUGAACAAACACAAGACCCAGGGACUGACCCAUCUGCAGGCCAAGGUAUUCUCACUAAAAUCAGGACAGGCAGAGUAUCCAUCAGUCUGAUCGACCAAAAUCACUCUGAAUUUGCAGCCCUGCAUCUCUUCAAUAUUCACCUACUAUCACUCUUUUCACAAAAUGGACUAGAAUUCCUUCUAAAACUAGAUAGUUUCCAGAUGGAUAACCAAGAGGCAAAAGGAUACUACCAUAUACCCUUACAUACACCAAUUACAUCAGAUGUCUUGUCUGUCUCUGGGUGGAUUAUGAAUAAGAUGACUAUCCGGUAUAUGAGCAUAGUAGUUCUUCCUGUGGUUUUGGAGAUAGAAGAAGUCUACAUGAAAAAGGUAAUACAGCACUUUGUCCCAUUGGAUGAACCCUUGGAGAACCCAAAGUACUUUACAAUGUGCAGUAAGUGCCAGUUAAUCAACUGCACAUGUACUUAUCCAAUCCAUACAGAGCCAAUGUCCUUCUAUACUGCCCUAGGGUACUUUAAGAUUGAAGCAAUCAAAUUUAAGUGUUCCUUCAGGCGGGCAUCCCAUGGGUCAAUUGUCCCAUUGGCAUCUGUCUUCUGCAAUAUCACAAGCAGCAAAGUCUCACUGCCUAGCAUAGAACUAUUUGAUACAUACGCACGUACGCAUGAAAUAUUUCACAUCAUAGGGAGAAUGUACAAGAGAGGAUUUAUCCGGAAUAUUGUCUCUUUGGUCUUAUCUGCAGAUGUAGUAGCCAGUCCAGGUGAAUUAUUUGAUAAACUAGGGAUGGGUGUCCAUGACUUAAUAUACGCCCCAUACAGGGCCCUUGAUAAUCCUGCAAUUCUAUCCAGACAGCUUCUUAAAGGAGGGAAAAGUCUGGCUACAAAUGUGGUCACAGGUGUAGCUGGUUUCGUUGGAAAUAUAAUGGGGAAAUUCUCACAGAAAUUAGCAGAUAUCUCCAUGGAUGAGUCCUUUGCAGAAGCCAUCCGGGAGACAAGUUGCAUAUACGUGGAUGAACUAGAAUUAGGUCUACCAGGUCAUAAGACACAUCUCUCCAAGGCAGGUGAAAAGUUCAUGGGUUCUGUUAUCAGUGGAUUUAAAGGAGUUCUUCAUAGUCCCAUACAAGGCAGAAGAUCAAAUGGUCUUAGUGGCAUGGUGCAGGGUAUGGGGAAGGGCCUAAUUGGGGCAAUAAUCAAGCCCAUAUCAGGCGCAGUUGGUCUUAUGCAUGGUCUAUCCACUAGCAUAACAGGCGUACUUGGGAAUGAUAAGCCACUUCUACGGAUACAACUACCCCGUGCACCCCCCUUGGACAGUGCACCCACAGAAUACGAAGUUGAAAGAAGUUCUUACUACAGGGCGUACAUUGUUCUUGUUAAAAGUCCAGGUGUAAAGUGUGAGGAAAUCUUCUUGACAGGUGGAAUAUGCAUAAAGGAAUAUACGGGAUGGUAUAUUUUAAUCACAAAUACACGGGUUAUUUUCUACAACAGAGAAGAAGUUGAAGAAAUAUUUGGUGUAGCAGUUGCACACGAGGAUGACAAGAAUACUUUAUUGACAGUCAGUGGGAUUAGAAUAUAUCUGGAGGGUCUUCGAGUAUACCGUGAGUUAGGAAGGUACAGUAGUUCCAUGGUGGCACCUUCUAGUGGUUCUAGUCUUCCUGUGUUGUAG
This is a messenger RNA of Nematocida ausubeli, 6828 nucleotides long. RefSeq lists its product as uncharacterized. The transcript has a single exon. Gene Ontology annotation, biological process: protein targeting to vacuole; protein retention in Golgi apparatus. Gene Ontology annotation, cellular component: extrinsic component of membrane. Lineage: Eukaryota; Fungi; Microsporidia. The coding region runs from base 1 to 6828 and encodes 2275 amino acids. The record is from RefSeq and is a predicted model, not a curated record.